CCGCCGUGCAAGUGUUCCCCAACAAGCCACCCCAUAUCGAUCUCUCUCCUCGUCGUCCUGCUCAGUACUCAGCCUAUCCGAGGAGCCGCUGGUUGGCACAUUUGCAAGAAAGCCUCGACCAGUCUUCGCUUUUUUUCUUUGCUUUCUCACCAAGGUCGGCCCGCACCCUCGCGCGUUAUCCGAAAAGCAACUCCAAGAGGUCCUGCUCUCCUCGACGCUCAAUACCCGCUCAUCUUCUCACUCUGUCUUCUAUAUAUCUUGCAUAGAUUCGUUCUCUACCACCGCGUUCGCCAGCUCGAUACAGGCCCUUUGACCUCCUGACCGCGAGCGCGUGCGACGACUCGACGUUUACAAACAAAUGGCAGACUCAACAACGGAGAUCGAUCUUGACUCGGUCAUUGACAGGCUACUCGAGGUCAGAGGAAAUCGACCUGGGAAGCCCGUGCAACUCGCGGAAUACGAAAUUAAAUACCUCUGUACGAAGGCUCGAGAGAUUUUCAUCAACCAACCUAUCCUGCUCGAACUUGAAGCACCUAUAAAGAUAUGCGGCGAUAUCCACGGGCAAUAUUACGAUCUUUUACGGCUCUUCGAAUACGGCGGGUUCCCUCCUGAAGCAAAUUACCUCUUCCUCGGUGACUACGUUGACCGUGGUAAACAAUCGCUCGAAACCAUCUGCCUACUCCUCGCAUACAAGAUCAAGUACCCUGAAAACUUCUUUAUUCUUCGAGGCAACCACGAAUGUGCUAGUAUCAACAGAAUUUACGGGUUCUAUGACGAAUGUAAACGUAGAUACAACAUCAAGCUCUGGAAAACGUUCACAGACUGCUUCAACUGUCUACCAAUUGCCGCAAUAAUCGACGAAAAGAUAUUCACGAUGCACGGUGGAUUAAGUCCGGACCUAAUGUCGAUGGAGCAAAUAAGGCGUGUGAUGCGACCGACGGAUGUUCCUGACACAGGUCUAUUGUGUGACCUUUUAUGGUCAGAUCCCGAUAAAGAUAUUACAGGAUGGUCAGAAAACGACCGUGGUGUUUCGUUCACGUUUGGACCGGACGUUGUAUCACGAUUUUUACAGAAACAUGAUAUGGACUUGAUUUGUCGAGCACAUCAGGUCGUUGAAGACGGGUAUGAGUUUUUCGCAAAACGACAGCUGGUAACGUUGUUUUCAGCACCGAAUUACUGCGGGGAGUUUGAUAAUGCGGGCGCAAUGAUGAGUGUGGACGAGACGUUGCUGUGUUCCUUCCAGAUUCUGAAACCAGCAGAGAAGAAAGCAAAAUACCCGUAUGGACCGAUGAACAUGAGUGGGCGUCCAACGCCGCGUAAGGCUCCGAAGAAGAAGUAACGAGGAGUGUUAACGCGCCGCGCGGGAACGCUGUCCGUUGCUCUCACCACCGUCCACUGUCUUCCAUCCGUCCAUCCGUCGUCCAUCAUCCGUCUUUCUCUCCGUUUCUUUCCCUGGUUCUGGCUCUCUCCUUGAUCUGCCCUACUUCCCACUUGCGGCGUGGCGAAAAAUCUCAGCGGCUUUGGGGCUGGUCGCGCGGAUUAAUUUCAUCAUGUGUCGAUGUAGCUGGUUUUGAGGGCAGGGUCACAAUAAUUACAAUACAUUCAAGAGGCGCCCUUCGCGAGCGUUGGGGGCUGAGUCACGUGCCUUCGGGGUUAAUGCGUAAUUGCGAGGAGCAGGGCGUGUGGGGUAGGAGGGUAUCUGGGAUAAUUGGGGGAUACAGGUAUGGGAUGUGAGAUAUGGAAUACGGGAUACAGUAAUGGACAGUGGACAGUGGUUGACGAGUUAGACGGUGGUGUUUUUACACAUAUUUCUUUUUCACUUCUUUUUUACUUUUUCAAACUCGUUGCGCGGCGCAGGAAGACAGGGCAGGAGGUGUACUCGGAGGAAGGGUGACAGUGACGUUCAUUACGGUUACUCGUUUAUUUGUUGUUUGUUGAACUGGUCGAUAUCAUAUAUUAUUACGGUUGUUCAUUCAUUCUUCUUCUUCUUCCCUUCUCUUCCCAUUCCUUUUCGCUUUUAUCAUUUCUGUUCCUUUCUUUGUCGUUUCGUUUAGUCUAAUUUUAAAUCUGUGUCUCUCAUCCUCUGUCUUCUGUUACAUACCUACCUACCUGUCUACCAAUCUAUAUACUCUUUC
Messenger RNA from Fomitiporia mediterranea MF3/22, 2135 nucleotides. RefSeq names its product Metallo-dependent phosphatase. Gene Ontology annotation, cellular component: cytoplasm; nucleus. The record is from RefSeq and is a predicted model, not a curated record. The coding region runs from base 359 to 1339 and encodes 326 amino acids. The transcript is spliced from 7 exons. Gene Ontology annotation, molecular function: protein serine/threonine phosphatase activity. Lineage: Eukaryota; Fungi; Basidiomycota; Agaricomycetes; Hymenochaetales; Hymenochaetaceae.